Vicia villosa (hairy vetch) is the source of this 1250-nucleotide messenger RNA. Its product is annotated as probable NAD(P)H dehydrogenase (quinone) FQR1-like 2. Lineage: Eukaryota; Viridiplantae; Streptophyta; Magnoliopsida; Fabales; Fabaceae. The transcript is spliced from 2 exons. Gene Ontology annotation, molecular function: FMN binding; NAD(P)H dehydrogenase (quinone) activity. The record is from RefSeq and is a predicted model, not a curated record. Bases 271 to 1044 code for a protein of 257 amino acids.
ACCCACCUCUCUGUCUUUUUCCUUUUCUUAUUAUUAUUAUCCCAACAUAAAAUAAAACCAUAUCACAUAAUCCAAAUUAAAUUAACAAAACCAACAUUAAUCAAUCUCUUUCAUUCUUCUACCAAUUUCCAUCAUAAUAUCUUGUUUAGCAAGAAAGACAAGACAUGAAGAACUAAUUAUUACUUCACUUUUUACAUCAUUUAGAAAAACUAUCUUAGUCUCACCAAAAUUUCUUUUGACCAAUUGAGUUAGUUUCAAGAUUUCAACAACAUGGGGAAAGGAAGUGGUUGCAUACCAAGCAAGAAAAAAAUACCAGUAAACGAUGCAGAAGAGAAUGAACCACUCAGUGUUGUUGAAAGUCAUGAAGUUCCGAAAACCGAAACAACAAGUAGAACCAUAGAUGUAGCAACAACAUCAGAAGGAGUGAAAAAACUGAAAGUUUAUAUUGUUUUUUAUUCAAUGUAUGGUCAUGUUGAAUCAUUGGCAAGAUCGUUGAAGAAAGGGGUUGAUUCUGUGGAUGGUGUUGAGGGUGUUUUGUACCGUGUGGUGGAGACACUUCCUAAGGAUGUGUUGGAACUGAUGAAAGCACCUGAGAAGGUUGGUGAUGGGGUUCCUUUGAUAUCUGCUGAGAAUUUGGUGGAGGCUGAUGGGCUGUUGUUCGGGUUUCCGACGAGGUAUGGGAGUAUGGCCGCGCAGAUGAAGGCGUUUUUCGAUUCGACCGGGCAGUUGUGGAGGGAGCAGAAGCUUGCUGGUUUGCCUGCUGGGUUUUUUGUUAGUACUGGUACUCAAGGUGGUGGCCAAGAAACCACAGCCUGGACAGCAAUAACACAACUAGUUCAUCAUGGAAUGCUGUAUGUUCCAAUUGGUUAUACUUUUGGUGCUGGAAUGUUUGAAAUGGAUUCAAUUAGAGGUGGAUCUCCAUAUGGUGCUGGAGUAUUUGCUGGAGAUGGUUCAAGACAAGCAACUGAAGCUGAGCUUGCACUUGCUGAGUAUCAAGGUAGAUACAUGGCUAAUAUAGUAAAGAAGUUGGGACAGAAAAGCUAGAUUCUUUUGAAGAGAUUUCAUUCAAUGUUGUGAUGGUAUUCAAAUUCAAAUGUUGUGUUUAUUGUUGUUGGUGUAAGAUUGGUAGGAUCAUGAACCUUGUCAUUAAAUCUUUGAGAGAGAAAAAAAUGUACACUUUGUAAAGUUCAUACUUUUGUGUUUAUGUGAUGUUUAUAAUAAAUUUAUGACUGAGGUGUAUUUCAUGGGAA